GGCACUUGCGACUCGUCUGCGGCGAUAGGAGCAAAAGGAGAGAAAAAGAGAGCCUCACCUCCUCAAACAACGAGUGAGGUAGGGAAAAAGACAGAGAAAGCGAGAGGAAGGGAAGAAGCUGUGGAGUAACUUGAGAGAAAACGGCGGCUUGGAGCUCCAGCUAGGAGUGUUUAAUUGCGUGCGCUUUAUUAGAAAGUGUUUAAUUUUUACACAGAUCCGACAUGUCAUCGUCCGGUAAAGACAACAGCGGUGCCCAACACGCCAAUUACGUGGGACCUUACCGUUUGGAGAAGACGCUCGGAAAAGGACAGACAGGGUUGGUCAAGCUUGGAGUCCACUGUGUAACAUGCCAGAAAGUUGCCAUAAAGAUUGUCAACCGUGAGAAGCUCAGCGAGUCCGUACUAAUGAAGGUGGAGCGAGAAAUAGCUAUUCUGAAGCUCAUAGAACACCCACACGUUUUAAAGCUACACGAUGUCUACGAAAAUAAAAAAUAUUUGUACCUUGUGCUAGAACACGUUUCUGGUGGGGAACUGUUUGACUACUUGGUAAAGAAAGGCAGGUUAACGCCUAAAGAAGCCAGAAAAUUCUUUAGACAGAUCAUGUCUGCCCUGGAUUUUUGCCACAGUCAUUCCAUAUGCCACAGGGAUCUAAAGCCAGAGAACCUGUUGCUAGAUGAAAAGAAUAACAUCAGGAUAGCAGACUUUGGCAUGGCAUCCCUUCAGGUUGGAGACAGUCUGUUGGAAACCAGCUGUGGAUCUCCACACUAUGCAUGUCCAGAAGUCAUCAGGGGGGAAAAGUAUGAUGGAAGGAAAGCAGACGUCUGGAGCUGUGGGGUCAUUCUUUUUGCUCUUUUGGUGGGAGCCCUGCCGUUUGAUGAUGACAACCUAAGGAAUCUUCUGGAGAAAGUGAAGUUGGGAGUGUUUCAUAUGCCACACUUCAUUCCUCCAGACUGUCAGAACCUUCUCCGUGGCAUGAUUGAAGUGGAUGCCUCCAAAAGACUAACGUUAGAACAGAUCCAGAAGCACACAUGGUACAUAGGGGGGAAAAAUGAACCAGAGCCAGAGCAGCCUGUGCCCAGGAAGGUGACCAUUCGCAGCCUGCCCUCUGCAGACGACAUCGACCCAGAUGUCCUGGACAGCAUGCACUCCCUGGGCUGCUUUAGAGACAAAAACAAGCUACUGAAAGACCUGCUCUCAGACGAUGAGAACCAAGAGAAGAUGAUCUACUUUUUGCUAUUGGAUCGUAAGGAGCGGUACCCCAGUCAAGAGGACCAGAACCUUCCCCCUCGCAAUGAGAUUGAUCCCCCAAAAAAGCGGGUGGACUCCCCCAUGUUGAAUCGUCAUGGCAAAAGGAGACCAGAGAGGAAGUCCAUGGAGGUGCUCAGUGUCACAGAUGGAGGCUCACCUGUACCAGCUAGGAGGGCGAUCGACAUGACACAGCACGGACAAAGUAAAUCAGUGUACAGUAAAAGCUUGGAUAUUCCUGACGCCAGAACAAAAUGCAGCAAAGAUGAAAGGUCGCGGUCUAUUAGUGGAGCCUCCUCUGGCCUCUCCACCAGUCCCCUCAGCAGCCCACGAGUUACCCCUCACCCCUCCCCUCGAGGCAGCCCCCUCCCCACCCCUAAGGGCACUCCAGUGCACACUCCCAAGGACAGCCCAGCUGGAACCCCGACUCCAACACCGCCUCCAAGCCCCUCUAUUGGAGGCAUGCCUUGGAGGACGCGUCUCAACUCCAUCAAGAACAGCUUCCUGGGCUCGCCACGCUUCCACCGCAGGAAACUCCAAGUUCCUACACAAGAGGAGAUGUCCAGCCUCACGCCAGAGUCUUCCCCAGAACUUGCCAAAAAAUCUUGGUUCGGUAACUUCAUCAACCUGGAAAAAGAGGAGCAGAUUUUUAUCGUCAUCAAAGACAAGCCUCUCAGUUCCAUCAAGGCAGACAUCGUUCAAGCCUUCCUCUCAAUUCCCAGCCUGAGCCACAGUGUGAUCUCUCAAACCAGUUUCCGAGCAGAGUACAAGUCCACAGCCGGCCCCACUGUCUUCCAAAAGCCGGUCAAAUUUCAGGUGGAUAUUACCUACACGGAGAGCACAGCUGCCACAAAAGAGAAUGGCAUCUACUCUGUCACCUUCACCCUGCUAUCAGGACCAAGUCGGCGUUUUAAGCGAGUGGUUGAGACGAUUCAGAGUCAGUUGUUAAGCACACAUGAUCAGCCUGGUGUCCAACAAUUGUCUGGAAUUAUCCAGAAAACCUAUUAAAGUCCCUCCUCCUGCUCCCUGCUUCAUUCGUCCUCCCUCAACCGCCCCUCCACCCCCUCGAGUGCCCUGAGAGAGACGGACAUUUGUUGACGGAGGACUGCUUUUAAAGGUGCGCUGAGGGGUUACCAUGGAAACAGCCCCUUCAUGCAGACUUCUGCCUUCAUCUUCCUCCACACCCCUACUCAACCUCUGCCAGCCAUCAGUAGAAGUAGAUGAAAAUCCUUCAGUAAUAACCCCCCUGUCUUUUUUUUUUUUUUGAAGAACACUCAAGCACACACUUGCAAACACACACACACAACAAUAUCUCACCCUUCCAUCACCAACCAGCCCCUUUUCCUUUCUGACUUACAGAAGCAUUUGUUGAUUGAAAAAUAAGCAUUAAUCAAAAACACUUAAGAAACUACAAACACAAAACAUCCACACCCACAGGUCAAAUAUGCACAGAAAACUCUGGGAUGUUUUAAUGACGAAGAACAACAUCCAAAAUACAGAAGACCCGAGGAGGAGGGACAUGAGAGGAGUUUUGUGGAAAGCCCAAACAGCUGACACGGAUGCUUGCUGGAUUGUAUUUGUUUGCUUUUUAAUGUACAUUCUUUGUGAUGAACUGGGUUUGAAUUACAAACUGAUUUUAUUAGACUUAAUACUAUUGCUGCAAAAUGGACUGGAAUUGUUAUUUCAGAGAGGUGCUGGGUGAGAGCAGGAAUAGGCAA
Messenger RNA from Melanotaenia boesemani (Boeseman's rainbowfish), 2962 nucleotides. It is a transcript of the gene brsk2a, whose product is annotated as BR serine/threonine kinase 2a. The transcript is spliced from 20 exons. Gene Ontology annotation, cellular component: cytoplasm. The record is from RefSeq and is a predicted model, not a curated record. Gene Ontology annotation, biological process: intracellular signal transduction; protein phosphorylation; microtubule cytoskeleton organization. Lineage: Eukaryota; Metazoa; Chordata; Actinopteri; Atheriniformes; Melanotaeniidae. Gene Ontology annotation, molecular function: tau-protein kinase activity; protein serine/threonine kinase activity; ATP binding. Bases 222 to 2252 code for a protein of 676 amino acids.